Messenger RNA from Pipistrellus kuhlii (Kuhl's pipistrelle), 3126 nucleotides. RefSeq names its product adhesion G protein-coupled receptor F4 (gene ADGRF4). Gene Ontology annotation, biological process: cell surface receptor signaling pathway; G protein-coupled receptor signaling pathway. Gene Ontology annotation, cellular component: membrane. NCBI's taxonomy places the organism in Eukaryota, Metazoa, Chordata, Mammalia, Chiroptera, Vespertilionidae. Gene Ontology annotation, molecular function: G protein-coupled receptor activity. The coding region runs from base 265 to 2421 and encodes 718 amino acids. The record is from RefSeq and is a predicted model, not a curated record. The transcript has 13 exons.
ACAGACUUACACAAGACUUGAAACCACGGCCAGUUUUCCAGUUCUCACGUCGGCCUCUCACCACGCGCGGCGGGUGUGCACGGGGUCUCCUGGAUUUCCUCUUCAAACCAUGGAGAAGAAGGACCGAAGCCCCUGAAGGGGGACCGUGGGAGGUGCCGAGGCAGGUGCGCGUGAUGGUGGGACACGGAGGUGGGAAGCUCAGCGCCGACCUGCCUGCCGGGCUGCCGGAUCUCCUGGAGGCCGUGAAGAUCCUAAUGUGUGAAAAUGAAGUCCCAGUCAACCAUGAUUUGCUGUUUAAUGUUAUUCCUGACCACAGAAUGUUCUCUUUAUAGGGCCAAGAUCCACAUAAAAGAUGGAGAUAAAUGGCAACAUCCUGAAGAGAAACCCAAGACUGGAAGGAUACAAGAGAAAUGCCAUGGACCUUGCAUCACUUCAUCCAACUGCAGCCAGCCCUGUGCUCAAUCUUUUCGUGGAGAAAUAGGAUUUACAUGUAACCAAAACAAAUGGCAAAAAUCAACUGAAACGUGUACAAGUCUUUCUGUGGAAACGCUCUUUCAGGACUCGAAAAGUGUACCACGUCUUUCCAUCGCAGCGCCUUCCAUGACCCUGCCCAUUCUUGACUUUCACGCUCCUCCGGAGCCCCUGAAGAGCGUAGCGCAAGGAAUCCUCAGGAAUUGCCCGCAGGACUACGCUUGCAUAAUUGAAGCCGUGAAAUCCUCCAAAGCCACGUCUGGAAAUAUCGCAUUUAUUGUGGAGUUACUAAAAAACAUUUCUACAGACUUGUCUGUUAAUGUUACCCAAGAGAAAAUGAAGAGCUACAGCGAGGUGGCCAACCACAUCCUCGACACAGCAGCCAUUUCAAACUGGGCUUUCAUUCCUGACAAGAAGGCCAGCUCAGAUUUGCUGCAGUCAGUGAAUUUGUUCGCCCGGCAACUCCACCUCCGCAAUGCAUCUGAGAACAUUGUGGAUGAACCCUUCAUUCAGACGAAAGGGUUUCACCUCAGCCACAAUACGUCGUUGGAGGAAAGUUUCAGAUUCUCCGGGAACGUGAACAAUACACCAGAGGAAAUCUUAGGAAUGAUAGAGAUUCCCAAGCAUCAUCUGUGGAAGCUGCCACCAAAUGACUCCCAAGCCAUCACCAUAGCGUUUCCCACCUUGGGGGCUGUUCUGAAAGAAGAGCACAUGCCCAAUGUGAGUCUUCCCAGGCUGGUAAAUGGCCUGGUUCUUUCGGUGAUUUUACCAGACAGAUUGAAGCAGAUCAUACUCACGUUCGAGAAGAUCAAUAAAUCCCAGAGUGCUAGGGCUCACUGUGUUGGCUGGCAUUCCAGGAAAAGGAGAUGGGAUGAGAAGGCGUGUGAAAAGACGUUGGAUAUCAAGAACAGAGUGAAAUGCCGGUGUAACUACACCAAUGCAGUGAUGUCUUUUUCCAUUCUAAUGUCCCCCAUAUCGAUAGAUGACAAAAUCCUGGAUUACAUCACCUGCAUUGGGCUCAGCGUCUCCAUCCUUAGCUUGGUUCUUUGUCUGCUCAUUGAAGCUACGGUGUGGUCCCGGGUUGUUGUGACAGAGAUAUCAUACAUGCGCCACGUGUGUAUCGUGAACAUAGCCGUGUCACUCCUGACUGCGAAUGUGUGGUUCAUCAUAUCCUCCAACUUUAGCAAAAAGGCCCGGGACCACAAGUGGUGUGUUGCAAUGACAUUUUUUAGCCAUUUUUUCUACCUCUCUCUGUUUUUCUGGAUGCUCUUCAAAGCUCUGCUCAUCAUCUAUGGAAUAUUGGUCGUUUUUCAUAGGAUGAUGAAGUCCCGCAUGAUGGUAAUUGGUUUUAUCAUUGGCUAUGGGUUCCCACUGAUCAUCGCUGGCACCACAGUUGCUAUCACAGUGCCAGAGCAAGGCUACAUGAGACAUGAUGCCUGUUGGCUUAACUGGGACAAUACCAAAGCCCUUUUAGCAUUCGCCAUCCCAGCCUUGGUCAUUGUGGCCGUGAACCUUCUUGUGGUUUUGGUUGUUGCCGUCAACACUCAGAGGCCCUUUAUUGGCAGUUCCAAGUCUCAAGAUGUGGCCAUAAUUAGAAGGAUCAGUAAAAAUGUUGCCAUCCUCACCCCACUGCUGGGACUGACCUGGGGUUUUGGGAUAGCCACUCUCAUCAAAGGCAAUUCCUUGGUAUUCCACAUAAUCUUUGCCCUGCUCAAUGCUUUCCAGUUUCCAUGGCAGAAAAAGUUGACCCGCACUUAUGGAGGACUAGUAGGGGUUCUUCAUCUUGCUGUUUGGAACCAUUAUGGAUCACAAGCACACCAUCAAGUCAACAGGAGGCUAUAUAUAAGAGAUGCUUUGAAGAUGAAGAUGUCUUCACUUAAGGGGCCAGCAAGAGUAGCAGAGAAUGCAUCGUUAAGUCCAAACAAUGGAUCUAAAUUAAUGAAUCGUUGAAGAUGAGAUAGCUUCCACUGUUUUGCCUAAGCUUCCCCAUUUCUCAUGGAUGCUUGCUGCCCUAGACUGAGAGCUGAGUUUCAGGAGAAGGGCUGGCAUGAGAGGAGAUAGGUCUGCUUCCUUAGGAGACUUCUCUUCUUGCCUGGAGCAACACCUGAAUUCUCAGGGUGUUAAUGUUUGCUGAGGAAACAUGGUGGUUAACAUUUGGUGACUAGCCUUUAAAAAAAGCUAUCUAUUGACCAAUCUUUUGACCUACCCUUGACCUGAAAGAAUCUGGCUUUCUGGUCAACCUUGACAAGAUUAAGAAUUAAUAUGCAAGCUGUUUUAUAAACUCUGGAAAAGCCUGGGACUAUCAAAGUCCUGCAGGAUUUGAUCAGCUUUCCUUUCUGAGGUCUACUCUGUGCUCAGCCAUCAAUCUCUCUGAAUAGAUCCUGUGCAUGAUGAGGGACCUGGUUAGAUCUGGUUUCAGGGGUGUGGUUGAGGGAGUAGUGGGAGGUAAGGUGGCAAGAGAAACAUUUAAUCUACUUUGGAGAAAAUUAAGUCAUGCAGCUUUCCUGAAGAUAGAGAACAGAAGAAAAAUAAGAGGACUUCUUAACUUGUUUAUUAUUGUAGUCUAUUUUAGACCUUGAGUAAAAUUAACUCAACUCUUAGAACAUUAGUUUCCUCAUUUGUGAAACAGGAAAAUUAUUAUUUUAGGUAUUAUUA